Molecule: messenger RNA, 1324 nt
Organism: Hypoxylon fragiforme
Lineage: Eukaryota; Fungi; Ascomycota; Sordariomycetes; Xylariales; Hypoxylaceae
Exons: 3
Coding region: 172-1227 (351 amino acids)
Source: RefSeq, a predicted model, not a curated record
AGUUAAGCCUGAUUACUCGCCCCGCUACCCCGCUACCCCGCUAAGUUCAUCUAUAGCAUUCCCUAAAUCAAUUUAACAACUUUUUCACUUUUUUGACUCUCUCGACUUAUCAACCCUUUUGCUUCUUGCACAUUCAUCUAACCUCUAGCGAUCGCUUGACAUGACUUGAAAAUGCGUGGACGCGGGGGCGCCCGAGGAAGCAGAACACCUUCUGCACCAUGGUCUCGUCUCAAGCCAGUAGAUUUGGACCCGUUGGAGGCAAUGGGAUUACCUUCCAAGGGAGACAUCAGGUUGCUCGACUUCAAAGCCCAAGAACGAUACUAUACCAAAAUCGUCGAGCGUUAUAUGACCUUCUGCUCUGAUGCUGGCGAAAGAAAUGAGCUCCUUCGUCGCUUCGCCUCGCUCGACCUCACGACUACUACUAGCGACGAUACUCUUCCUACGAAAUCUGCUACCAAUACCUCUCCGACAGACUUGAACCGUCCUUCCAUGGCACCAGCUACUAUUCCGAGCAAUACCAAAGGCUUGACCGAUGUCCUAUCAGCACUUAGGAAGCUCCGAGAAGGCAUUGUAGCAUCCAAGCGUGCCGACGACUUCGCUGUCCAAGUUUACCUGUUUUGCAUUCGUCUUUCCGUCCUAGUCAAACACGCCGAAUCUUACCAUCCCGCCAUCCUCCAUCUCCUACGCCGAAUACAACCUCUCCAUAACAUGACGUCAGUUGAAAUGAGCGAAGUGGUUGGCUAUCUUGUUCUUGACACUGCGUGCCGGCGGAAUGACCUAGCUGAAUCGUUCGCGGUGCGGUACAAGUAUCAACUUAGGGACGCCAAGAUCGAUGCGGUGCUUGAUGCGCUGGCCCAUGAUAACUACAUAGAAUUCAACCGCUUGAAAAGAAGGGUCGAUGGCCACAGGGCAAAGUUGCUCGAAUUCGCCGAGGAGGGUAUGCGCAAACAUCUGCUCAAGUGCUUCGGAAGGGCGUACCUGAACGUUGAUUUGAAUUUCUUGGAGAUAAGUGCAGACUCAAAAUGGACAAGUCUCACGGAAGAGCACGGUGUUGGCUGGGAACUGGAUGGUGGUAAGGUAAUCAUCAGGAGGAUCAAGGCUCGGUCGCCUUUUGCUAGUCGCCCACGGCACGCUUGCAGCCCUGACCGUCGAUGUCGAGGACGUAGACUCGGUAAAGGCGGCGGCUGCCCUCGUGGUAGAGGAUCUGUUGACUUUCUACGGCGGUAACAAGACGGAUGGCAUACCGGGCAUCUUCUCGACUCCCCCUCCGUCCGGUGAUUAUAACCAGUGGACGGGUGCCGUUCUUUGGGAUAACUUGUUGAAA